Iphiclides podalirius (scarce swallowtail) is the source of this 447-nucleotide messenger RNA. Lineage: Eukaryota; Metazoa; Arthropoda; Insecta; Lepidoptera; Papilionidae. The record is from the annotation of a GenBank genome assembly.
AUGGCGCGCUAUUUUAAAGAACAAGAUAUCGAUGAAUUCAGGGAAUGUUUCUACCUCUUUGCCCGUUCUGGCCAGAUCACUUCACUGGAUGAGUUGACAGUAGUCAUGCGCUCACUUGGCAUGAGCCCCACAAUUCAAGAGCUCACAGGGUAUCUUAAGGGUAAAGGUGGCAAGAUGUCGUUUGCGGACUUUUUGGAAGUUAUGCACAUCCAUUCUCGAGCGGAGAAUUUGCCCAAUGAGGUGGUGAAUGCAUUCAAGGCUGGCGACCCUGAGAAGAGGGGCGUGGUGCCGGCGCGGCAGCUGCGCAAUUUGCUCCAGAGCUGGGGCGAAGGCCUGUCUCAGCGGGAGGUGGACAACAUUUUCCGCGAGGCGAACGUCACCAACAACGGAACAGUCCGAUAUGAGGACUUUGUGAAAAUCGCCUGCGCACCAGUCCCCGAUUACUAC